Messenger RNA from Schistocerca nitens (vagrant locust), 1146 nucleotides. RefSeq names its product neurotrimin-like. The annotation marks the transcript as partial. The transcript has 9 exons. NCBI's taxonomy places the organism in Eukaryota, Metazoa, Arthropoda, Insecta, Orthoptera, Acrididae. The record is from RefSeq and is a predicted model, not a curated record. Gene Ontology annotation, cellular component: neuron projection.
AAUAAAGCUUACUGUCUAUGGAAAUUAUGGACAGUCGCUCUUUCAAGGACGAAGUAUGCUGGUGCAGAGCAUAAGGUGGCGUGGUUGCGGGUGGACACGCAGACCAUCCUGACGAUCGCCACGCACGUCAUCACCAAGAACCACCGAAUCGGCGUCACGCACAGUGACCAGCGCACGUGGUACCUGCAGAUCCGAGAAGUGCGUGAGUCCGACCGCGGCUGGUACAUGUGCCAGAUCAACACCGACCCCAUGAAGAGCCAAGUCGGAUACCUCGAGGUCGUGGUGCCGCCGGACAUCCUGGACUACCCGACAAGUACUGACAUGGUGGUGCGCGAGGGCACCAACGUGACGCUGCGCUGCGCGGCCACCGGCUCCCCGCAGCCCACCAUCACGUGGCGGCGGGAGGGCGGCGAACCCAUCCCCAUGGCCAACGGCCAGGAGUUGACGAGCGUCGAGGGCCCCGUCUUCAACAUCACGCGCGUCAACCGGCUCCACAUGGGGGCCUACCUGUGCAUCGCCUCCAACGGCGUCCCACCCAGCGUCAGCAAGCGCAUCAUGCUCAUCGUACACUUUCCGCCGAUGAUCUGGAUCCAGAACCAGCUUGUGGGCGCGUACGAGGGCCAACAGAUGACCCUGGAGUGCCAUUCGGAGGCCUACCCCAAGUCCAUCAACUACUGGACGCGGGAGAAGGGCGAGAUCAUCGCUCAGGGAGGUAAAUACGAGCCAGUGCUGCUGGACAACGCGUACAAAGUGCACAUGAAGCUGACGAUCAAGUCCGUGGGUCCGGCAGACUUCGGCUCCUACCGGUGCGUCUCCAAGAACUCGCUGGGAGACACCGACGGCAGCAUCAAACUCUACGCUAUUCCACAACCGUCCACGGCCUACAAAUCAACGACGACGACAGAAGUUUCUUUCACCAUUCGACCACCAGAAAAAGACAAGAAGCAGAAGCCUUCGCUCCGCGAACCUGGCGGUUCUCCAACGGAUGACGCGGAGCUGCAGUACAACGAAGUAUCGCGGGCUGCGGCCGAUCCACACAGCGCGCCGCCAAAGCAGCGAGACAUGAAGGUGCGCGAGCGGCUGCGCGACGCGCCGCCCGGAGGCUCUGCGUCGACUCCCGGCGGCGCCCCGCUGCCGCCGCUGCUG